Molecule: messenger RNA, 711 nt
Organism: Trichoderma citrinoviride
Lineage: Eukaryota; Fungi; Ascomycota; Sordariomycetes; Hypocreales; Hypocreaceae
Product: cysteine proteinase
Exons: 2
Coding region: 1-711 (236 amino acids)
Biological process (GO): proteolysis
Molecular function (GO): cysteine-type peptidase activity; deNEDDylase activity
Source: RefSeq, a predicted model, not a curated record
AUGCCGUUCCGACAGCGCAUGGCCCGCCACUUUGGCGACUCUCUGGCCCCCGAAAAGGCGUACCUCAGCUACUACGAUGUCUUGCUGACCGUCGAGGACAUCAAGUCGCUCAAGAACGACUGGCUGACGGACAACAACAUCGCCUUCUGGGAGGAGUACCUCGAGCACGAGACGCUGCCGCGCUUCCCCCAGGCCCGCAUCAUCCUGCUGCGCCCGAGCAUGACCUUUCUGUUGAUGAAGGAACCCGACAUGGCUCAUGUUCGCUCCGCGCUGCCCGACUUCAGCAAGGUCACCCACGUCUUCCUGCCCAUCAACGACAACCGCAACGUCGCCAUGGCCGAGGGCGGCAGCCACUGGUCGCUGCUGCUCGUCUCCGUCCUCGACGGCAUCGCCUUUCACUACGACUCCCUCGGCGGCGCCAACUACGGCGAGGCCAACCUGGCCACCAGGAAGCUCAGCGAGAUCGUCAAGCGCCCGAUCCGGUUCGUCAACCUGGACGACUCGCCCCAGCAGGAGAACGGCAGCGACUGCGGCGUCUUUGUCUGUCUCUUGAUGCGCCACCUGCUCGUCAAGCGUCUGCUCGUCGCCAAUGCUAGGGAGAAGGUGUCCAUGAGCAUGGCCGGAAAGAUGGUCGAUAGCAACGGUGGCCGGAAGGAGAUGCUCCGCAUCAUUGAGAACCUGCGCAAGGAGGGAGAGCGUCGCCGAUCGUGA